AUGAAUCAACUGUCGGACGAUAAAGUCCAGAAUUUAAAGUGCAGUCAGAUAGGCACGAAUGUGAGAAACAAAAGUAAAAAGGCCAAAGAUCCUUCUGAGAGUUCGGGUGAUAUAAGUAUAUCUAAUCAAGAGAAUUUACCUGACACUUUAGCCAAAACUCUUCAUAUUAAUAACGUCAAUAGUACCUUAACCAAUGGGAGAAGUGAUCAUUCAAACGGCAGUCCCGAAGACUUGAAGGAUAGUUCGGGAGCACAAGAUGACACAACGAGCGAGAUCCUUGAGGAUGUAAAUAGUGUACAGUGUAGUGAUGCAACAAGUAAACGAGAGUGUAGUAAAGAUAUGCCUGAUCAGAAUGGUGAGACAUGUAUCAUUGAUGAUGCUUUGCAAAAUCUCGAAAAUACAAUAAGUAGUGAGGAUCAUGAACCUCAAGAUGAAAUAAAAAUAAUUUCGUACGAGUCUGAGCUACAGAUGCCAGAGAUUAUGAGACUUAUACAAAAAGAUUUGUCAGAACCCUACUCCAUCUAUACAUAUAGAUAUUUUAUUCACAAUUGGCCUAAGCUUUGCUUCUUGGCAACCCAUGAAGGGAAGUAUAUUGGUGCCAUUGUUUGUAAGUUAGAUAUGCAUCGCAAUGUAGUCAAAAGGGGCUACAUUGCUAUGUUAGCAGUUGAUGAAAAAUAUAGGAAGAGAAAGAUUGGUUCUAGGCUCGUUCGGAAAGCAAUACAGGCAAUGAUUAAUGAUAAUGCUGAUGAAGUAGUAUUAGAAACAGAAAUCACAAAUAAACCAGCACUGAAGCUUUAUGAAAACCUUGGUUUUGUGCGAGACAAACGCUUAUUUCGAUAUUAUCUUAAUGGUGUAGAUGCAUUGCGAUUGAAGCUGUGGCUUAGGUGA
This is a messenger RNA of Arctia plantaginis, 888 nucleotides long. The record is from the annotation of a GenBank genome assembly. Lineage: Eukaryota; Metazoa; Arthropoda; Insecta; Lepidoptera; Erebidae.